This is a messenger RNA of Cyclocybe aegerita, 711 nucleotides long. The record is from the annotation of a GenBank genome assembly. Lineage: Eukaryota; Fungi; Basidiomycota; Agaricomycetes; Agaricales; Hemipholiotaceae.
AUGCUCGUUGCACGCAAGCUACCACGUCUUGGGGCAGAGAAAAACACAGCAUCUGCAUCAGAAAGAGCUCCCAGUGGCCGCCGUUCUCGUGCAGCCCAAGUCGAAGAUGUCGACGACGACAUGGAUCAGCCGAGAUCAACCCCACCCUUGAAUCCGAACCACGUUCUGGAGGCUGCUGAUGGCAGCAAUGAUGACAUCGAAAUCGUCGAUGAUCAUGACCUUCCUGGUUUGGAGGAGGUUGACGACAGCGAUGACGAAGGCAACGAUGACGACGAAGGUGAAGAACCUGAGGAAAGUGCGGAAGCCGAGCUCGACCGCCUCCAGAAAGAGUGGACCUCACCGAUUUAUGUCUUCUUCGAGAACACCCCAUCGAUUGAAUACAUCAAUGACCGUCGUGUUCAUGUCUUCAAAUGCGCUGCAAAACGCUGCCGUGGAAAGAACGGCCGCCACGUUCGUCGCUAUUUGGACACUGGCGACGCGAAGUCCACUAGCAACCUCCGAAAGCAUGCAAAGACUUGUUGGGGCGAGGAAGCCGUAGCCGCCGCUGACAAGACGAAGGAUGUGAAUGCUGCCCGUGCCACCCUAUCGACAAUGAAGGACCUGAAUGGAUCGAUUACAGCAGCGUUUGAGCGUGUCGCAAAGGGCGAAGUCACUUACAGUCACCGAGAGAGAAAAUAUUUGUUAGAAAUCAUGUUUAAUAGAGACCACUGA